This is a messenger RNA of Malassezia japonica, 978 nucleotides long. It is a transcript of the gene BET2, whose product is annotated as protein geranylgeranyltransferase type II. Gene Ontology annotation, molecular function: Rab geranylgeranyltransferase activity. The transcript has 2 exons. The record is from RefSeq and is a predicted model, not a curated record. Gene Ontology annotation, cellular component: Rab-protein geranylgeranyltransferase complex. NCBI's taxonomy places the organism in Eukaryota, Fungi, Basidiomycota, Malasseziomycetes, Malasseziales, Malasseziaceae. Gene Ontology annotation, biological process: protein geranylgeranylation. Bases 1 to 978 code for a protein of 325 amino acids.
AUGUCGCUGUUGGUCGAGAAGCAUGUGGCCUUUGUGAAGAAGCUGGAGCAGAAGCGCGACCAGAGUCUCGCGUACCACAUGACGGCGCACCUGCGCAUGAAUGGCGUGUACUGGGGCGUCUGUGCGCUGGCGCUGAUGCGUGCUGGUGACGCGCUCGACAAAGACGCGCUCGUCGAGUUCGUCCUGAGCUGUUUCGACGAGGCGAGCGGCGGAUUCGGGGCGUACCCCCAACACGACGCGCAUAUCCUGAGCACGCUGAGUGCGAUUCAGAUUCUUGCGUUAAAAGACGCGCUCUCUGCGCUCGGUGCGCGGCGCGACAAGGUGGUCGAAUUUGUCCUCGCCCAGCAGCUCCCCAACGGCUCGUUCCAGGGCGACCGCUGGGGCGAAACCGAUACGCGCUUCCUCUACUGCGGCGUGAGUACGCUUGCGCACCUCGGAGCGCUCGACCGCCUCGACAAGGCGCUCACAACCACGUGGAUCAUGAAGUGCGCCAACUUUGACGGGGGCUUUGGCCUGACCGAAGGCGCCGAGAGCCACGCGGCGCAGGUCUUUACGUGCGUCGGCGCACUGUCGAUCCUCAAGUCGCUCGACCUGGUUGACAAGGACAUGCUCGCCUGGUGGCUCGCCGAGCGCCAAGUCCCGCAAGGCGGCCUGAACGGGCGGCCGCAAAAGCUGGAGGAUGUGUGCUACUCGUGGUGGGUCCUAUCAUCGCUCAGCCUUUUGGGGCGGCUGCACUAUAUCGACGGAGACAAGCUCCAGUCGUUUAUCCUCUCUGCGCAAGAUCCUGACGGCGGUGGCAUCGCCGACCGGCCCGACAACGUCGCCGACGUGUUUCAUACCGUCUUUGGCGUGGCGGGCCUCUCGCUCCUCGGCUACGCGGGGCUCGAGGAAGUGGACCCCACUUACUGCAUGCCGCUUGCACUGACGACAAAGCUCGGCAUCAGCCGGCCGUGCCAGCGGCUUGCGAGACGUAAUUAG